AUGGAUGUGCCUGCAGAUGCCCAUAUCAAAUACGAAGAUGCCAUCGACUAUUGGACAGAUGUGGAUGCUACCGUGGACGGUGUUCUGGGUGGAUACGGGGAAGGAACAGUAGUGCCUACAAUGGAUGUACUAGGGUCCAACAAUUUCCUGCGUAAACUAAAGUCUAGGAUGCUUCCUGAGGAAAACAAUGUGAAGUAUGCUGUAGACAUUGGUGCAGGUAUUGGACGUGUAAGCAAGACCAUGCUUCACAAGCACGCCGCAAAAAUAGACCUUGUAGAACCGGUAAAGCCAUUUGUCGAGCAAAUACAAGUUGAACUGGCUGAGCUGAAGGAUAAAGGCCAAAUUGGACAAAUCUACGAAGUGGGGAUGCAGGAUUGGACGCCUGAUGCCGGCAAGUACUGGCUUAUCUGGUGUCAAUGGUGCGUGGGACACUUACCAGAUGCAGAACUCGUGGCAUUCCUGAAAAGAUGUGUUGUUGGUUUGCAACCUAAUGGGACAAUCGUAGUAAAGGAGAACAACACACCUACACAUACCGACGAUUUCGACGAAACGGAUUCUUCGGUCACAAGAUCAGACGCUAAAUUUAAACAAAUCUUCGAAGAAGCAGGUCUAAAGCUUAUCGCCAGUGAAAGACAACGUGGGUUACCAAGAGAGUUGUACCCCGUGAGGAUGUAUGCACUCAAGCCCAUCUCGAACUAG
This is a messenger RNA of Saccharomyces paradoxus, 699 nucleotides long. It is a transcript of the gene TAE1, whose product is annotated as N-terminal protein methyltransferase. NCBI's taxonomy places the organism in Eukaryota, Fungi, Ascomycota, Saccharomycetes, Saccharomycetales, Saccharomycetaceae. The transcript has a single exon. Gene Ontology annotation, cellular component: cytoplasm. The coding region runs from base 1 to 699 and encodes 232 amino acids. Gene Ontology annotation, biological process: N-terminal protein amino acid methylation. Gene Ontology annotation, molecular function: N-terminal protein N-methyltransferase activity. The record is from RefSeq and is a predicted model, not a curated record.